AAUAAUAAUUUAACUGUGAAAUACCAUUAAACUCUCCGUCACAAUUUUAUCAUGGAAACUUUCCAGUAAUGAAAUCUUAGUGCCUUUUUCUUCUUCAUGUAGUAAUUUUCGUUUUGUUGUGGUUCAGCUGGUUGUCAAGGCUUUCUCGGUUUUGUUUGCCCUAUGAUAUAACUCAUACAGUUAUGCGUGUAAACAUAUAUGCAUACAUAUCUACAUUUAUUUGUAAGACUUAGACUUUUGUCAGUAAAAACCUUGAAGUGGAAGGAAUGAACGACGUUUACUUUUCCGUUCGUCCAAGGACUAACUCCUGAAUGAAAAAACGAAAUAGGAAGAGUCUUCCAAUGAUGACUGUGUUUGCUUAGCAUAAAGGAUGUGAAAUACAAUGGAUUUAACGGAAUAUUUCAAUUGAUUUGUGUAAUUGCCAAAAGCAUGAGAAAGCCUUGGAGCCCAAUUGAUCACUAUAAUUCAGUGUAAUUACAGGCAAUACAGUUAUCGAAGUGUGAUUUUUUUUUAUUAUAAAAGGUGGAAUUGGCAGCGGAGGAGAAUUAACAAAGCUGACACAAGAGCACACAAAUAGUAAUAAGAAAAUGGCGAAGACUAAAAAUAAUAACCUGCUAAUGCAUGGACUCAUUUUGGUAACUAUUUUGGCGACUGCCAAAAGUGCCGAGGCGGAAAUUACAAUGGAGGCAGCUUUUCAAGGUCACUGUGGUCACACGAGUCCAUGCGAACAGUUAUGCUACGAAAUCCACGAUGGAAUGUACGAGUGCGAUUGCAUUGAGGGGUACGAGCUGAACAAAAACGGUUACAGCUGUCAAGUAAUAAACUCCACGAACAGUGCGGAUGGUCAUUCGAAAUCCGAUGAGGACGUACUUUAUCAAAAGGGUGCUUCGUUUAGCGCCAAGCUUGGUUAUGCGCCCUCAACAUCAUCAAUGACUGGUGAUACAGCGAAUCUGGAGGCUUCAGCGCCCCUUUCGUCCGCAUCAUUCUCGAUGGAGGAUAUCGAGGGUGUAGAGGACGAUAACUUUUUCUACGAUGACGCGAAGCGCAACGACCAGCGUACAAAGGUCAAUUCAAACGAUUAUUACAUAUCAUCUGAAGACGUCUAUUUCAGUAAUGGCGAUGAACAAGAGUUAACUAAUACUAGCCAAGAUGUACCUGAGUUGAAAACUAAACUGACAGAACCGACAACGACACGGAGCGCAAUCAAUUCCCGCCGCGUUGUAGUAACUGCCACAACUGACGAUACCCUAGAAGCGUCCACAAAUAAAAAAUCCAUACGAAUCCAUUUGAAAGCGGAACCCAACCCCACUGCGUUGAAUAAUGGGCCGCACAAGACAAGGAAUUCAGCUCGCAUUCAAAAGGGCACACCGUCAGUAAUAUCAACAACUACACAAGCAAUUAAUCAUAAUGAUAAUAAUAAAAAUAAGAUAGUGAAUACACUGAGCAAUGACCUAGACAUGGAUGAGUCCAGCUUUGUUGGUAUCGCCGUCAAGCAGCCACAUCUGCGCACAUCCAGUCUGAGUCAAAGUACAUAUCAGGAUCAGCACACUGCUGUGGCAGUAGAUCUCUACAACAAAAACAAUAAAAGCAACAACACAAAAAUGUCAGCUACAGCAAGCGCGAGCUCCAAAUUGAGCAAGUUGAGCACCACGAGAGCAAACAGCUCGGUUUCUACGAAUGGUCACGCUUGCGAUUUGGAUUGCGGCACGGAAGGUGUGUGCGAACGUGUGGACGACGCUAACAAAUGCCUAUGUCCCUUUGGAAGAAGUGGUGAGCGGUGCUUGGAAGAAAUCAAAAUACGCACGCCGAAGUUCUCGAAGCAUUCGUGGUUAGCCUUUCCGGCACUGAGAGGUGCUUAUAAGCAUGUGCAGGUACGAGUAGAAUUUCGACCAGAGUCAUUCGAUGGCAUAAUACUACUUAGCGGUGAGAGAGAUGACCUCACCGGAGAUUUUAUGGCGCUUCUAUUGAAUAAAGGAUUCGUUGAGUUUUGGUUUGACUGCGGAUCUGGCGUAGGCAGUGUCCGGUCACGUGAGACAAUAUUGUUAAACGAGUGGAACUCGGUUAUAAUUUAUCGUCACCGUUGGGAUGCUUGGUUGGUACUAAACCAUGGCACUAAAGUACAGGGUCGCUCUAAUGGACUCUUCUCUCGCAUAACAUUCCGUGAACCGGUCUUUCUGGGCGGCACUGGCAACAUAACGGGCUUAGCAAAGCGUUUACCUGUCAAUAAUGGUUUUAUCGGCUGCAUAAGACGCUUUGUGGCGAACGAACAUGAGUAUAAGUUCGAGGAACAUCCAUUAGGCGAUGUUACCAAGGGUUUUGACAUACAGGACUGUAUAACUGACAAAUGCUUCACAUACCCGUGUCAACAUGGCGGCAAGUGUUUGCCUUCAGAUCAGGGCGCUGUAUGCCUAUGUCCUAUAGGAUUUGUCGGCGAUCUUUGCGAAAUACGCAUGGAUCUACAGGUACCCGCUUUUAAUGGUUCGUCCUACCUGCGUUAUGCGCCAUUAGGCGAUAGUGCGUUGAUUUGGUUGGAACUGAAGAUUAUUUUGAAAGCGGAACAACCCGAUGGUCUCAUAUUGUAUUCGGGUUCGACGAAACAUGGCGAUUUCAUCGCCUUAUCGCUGAGCGGUGGUUUUGUGGAGUUUGUCUUUGAUCUUGGCAGCGGUCCAGCUAUUGUAAGGAGUGAGUACCCUUUGAGCAUUGGACAAUGGCACACUGUAAAAGUUUCACGUACAGCAAGAUUAGCGGUUCUAAAGAUCGAUACAUAUCCGGAAGUAAUGACAAUCUCCUCAAAUGGUUUCUGGCACCUCUCACUGCCUGAAAAUAUCUUUUUGGGCGGCGUGAAUCACGAAGAUAAGCUACCAUUGGAUCUGAAAUUGAAACCGUUCUUCGUGGGCUGCAUACAAAAGAUCGAUAUCAAUGGGCACUCACUGUCGAUUAUUUCCGAAGCUUUAGGCGGUACAAAUAUCGGCAAUUGUCCGCACGCUUGCGUGGCUAGGCCAUGCGGCCCACUUGCCGAAUGCAUACCACAAAUGGAGAGUUACGAAUGCCGUUGCAAUGCAUUCAGCACUCAAUGCAAUAAGGCAGCCGAGGUGCCUCUAGAGGAAUUACAAAAGAAUAAAGCCAAGAAGAAGGAAAAUAAAGAAAAACAUAAAAUUUACGGUAAACAUACGGCACAUUUACCCAAGCAUACGAAGGUGGGUGGACACUCCAAAUUGCAUAUGAGUAAAGUGCCUUUUAAGGGUAUAAAAACGCCCAAAACCCACCACACUACAAGCAGUCCCACAACGGAGCGAACCACCACUUCAAGUCACAAACGCAUGGAACAUGGCAGCCGGGGUGGACAGUCGUGGGAACCGCUUAUGGUGGAGGAUGAUGUGAUUGAGAAGGCAGACGAUGAUAUCAUAUAUCGAGAUACGCGGCAUCUAGAUGACGAAAGUUACUAUAAUGAAGAACCGUUACAAAGCGAACAUAAGAAACAAAAGCGUAAAGAGAAACACACAACUAAAGAAAGUGAAGUGUGGUCGACGAAACACCGUGAUAGUUCCAAGGUGCGCGGCAAAGAUGAUCACCAACACAAAAACGUCUACAAUUUUAAACUAAGCCGAUUGCCGACACACUACGAAAGUUUCCAGACGAAUCCGGAAAUCGACAUACUGACAUUCGAUGAGAAUGUCGAAGUGGAAAUUGGUGUGGACCCAAACAAAGAUUACGAGCAGAAGCCGGAUGUUAAACAGAAAACUGUUAACGAUAACAACAACGACAUUGGAUCAACACAGGAUGUUUUCAAGCAAGAUGAGCUCGAUAGCAUACCGUCUGCGUGGAAAAAUGAUAUGUACGAAGAUGAUCGGCGGCAUGCGCACGAUGCCAUGAACGAAGAAACCAAAUCCGAACCGUUUUUUGUGGACGACAUAUUGUUCGAUAGCAAAAGCGACGGCACUGACGAUUAUCAUCGCAAGGAGUUGGUACAGGAUAUGCGACGCAUACUCGCCAAUGGACCCGAGAAUACAUCUAAUAAUAAGGCGCUAAAGCUGGUCGUAGAUGAGUACGAUUACGAAAGUGACGAUAUUAGUCAAGAAGAUCCAACGAAAUUCAAUAUAGAUGAGAAAAAUAGUUUUAACGACACUUUUAGCAUGUCGUCGGAACUCGAUGCAGAGUUUAAUGAAAUGAAUGAUGAUAUUCUCGAAGCGGUGCAGACAGUCGUUACGGAAAAGGCGACUACAGUUAAACAAAAUAAACCGUCCCCAACCAUUGAUACCCAAACGGAUUGGAGUUUAUUGAAGAAAAUGCAAUUGCCAGCGGAUCAUCAGAGCCAAUUUGUUGGUGUACGCAAGAAUUUCGGCGCAUGCUUUGCUGGCGAAGACAGUUACUUUCAUUACAACGAUGCCGAGACGAUGAGUCAGGUUAUAAGCUACAAUAUAGACUUGAAUUUACGGAUAAAGACGCACUCACCGAAUGGCGUUAUUUUGUGGACUGGACGACAAGGCACGACGGAGGAAAAUGCUGACUUUCUAUCUUUAGGUAUAGAAAAUGGUUAUCUACAUUUUCGCUAUGAUUUGGGUUCCGGUGAGGUCGAUAUAAAAUUCAACACGAGCCGAGUGAGCGACGGUCUUUGGCAUCGGGUCCGUGCAUUUAGAGACUCACAGGCUGGCUACUUGGAAAUAGAUGGCCGAAAAACAACAACACAAUAUUCACCGGGCAAAUUAAAACAAUUGAAUACAGACACCGGACUCUAUGUCGGUGGCAUGCCCAACGCGAUUUACUUCACACGACGAAAAUAUGCGAAUGGCAUUGUCGGCUGCAUUUCGGAAAUCGUGUUGGCUGGCGAAUUGAAAUUGAAUUUCGAUCCUAAUACGCUGGGGACAGCACACAAUGUCGAAACGGGAUUACUUUGAAAUACCGUUAUAAAAACGUAUCAACAACCGUCAAUACUACUGACACUAGUUUAAUAGUCCGUUUGGUUUGUUCGAGCAGUGAGUACUUUUUCGGUUUGUACAAAGAGAUGAUUUUACACUCAAACAACAAAAAAAAAACAAAAAAACAAAAAGAGGAAAGAAUUAAAACUAAAUUAGUUAAACUUAGAAGGUAGCUAAUAUGUAUACAUGUAUACUAUAAAUAUAUACACACAAACACACAUACACGCUCACACAAAUUUGCAGCUGCAAAAAAUGAAUAACGUACAUACAUACACACACAAACAUAUGUACAUGCAUAAUAGGUCUAUAUACACACGUACAUAGUAUAUACAACUAUAUAUAAAUAUACAUACAUAUAUAUUUUAAAUAAUGCUUCAACUAAGCCUGUGACUGUCAAUAUUUAAACAAAAAAAAUUAAGAAAAUUAAAAAAAAAACUAUUACAACAAAAAUGUAUGCAAAACAGCACACAAAAUAUUAUAGUAACACAUACAAACAAAAAUUAAAAAGAAAAUAAAAACAAAAAUAAUAUGAAAAAAUAAAAUAAAAAUAAAUUAAAAGCAAAUAAAAAAUUAAAAAUAAAAAAUUAUAAUAAAAAAAAAAAAUUAUAAGUAAUACUAAUGAAAACGCGCGUAAUGAACUUAAGAAGGCUAAUUUGCAUCGCAUUUUUCUACAAAAAAACAAGCAAAUUUAAUAAGAAAACAUAUUGAAAAACAAAAACUGAGAAAGUAGCGUUAGUUGUACUGAAUGUUUAACUUGAAUUCUCACCAAUUCUGCAAGCCACGUAAACGUAAGCAAAAACCAACGGAAAUCGGAUGUUAAAAAUAACGAUGCAGCGCGUAAAAACAGCUGUCUGCGGUGUGAACGGCACCUAAUAAAUAAAAAAAAACAUAUAAAAAUGCAUACAUACAGACAACACACAUACAUAUGUACAUGCAUACAUAAGCACAUGUGUGUGUGCGUCUGUGUCAUACUUGCAUAACUAUAUACUAUUUAUAAGCAUAAAAAUACUGUAGUGUAGAUAUUGGUGUAAACGCAAAUACUCAGCCAUCACACACCCACACACACACACACACAAAUGCAUACAUAUGAACGUCUGCUGCAGAAGUAACGAUAAUUUAUUUGGUGUUGUAGUGAUAAUUGUAAGUUAACUUUCAAGUCACAAAACUAUAUAUGAAACGGCAGAUGUGCAGCUACGAUAUCAUUUAUGUUUAAGAGCUGGAGUAUAGAAACGAAAAAGUAUAUAUUAAAAAACUAAAAAAACCAAAAAAAAAAAAAUUAAAAAUAUAUAAGAUGAGAAUUAACUAAGCAAAAUGCAAAACACUUUUUAUAGCGAAAUUUUGAAAAUUUUUAAAUUGUAUUAACACAAACAACAAAAACAAAAACGUAUAAUAUAACAUUUGCAUAAGCAAAAUAUGUAUUUAACGAUAAAAAAAAAACAACAACAGCAACAACAAUUAGUGCGAAACUUACACGCUUUACAUGAAUAUGUAUAUGUGAAUGUACUAUUUAGGUUAUGUCUCACAUAUGUAUGUAUGCUAACAGCCACUAGCUAAAUAACACAAGCCAAGUGUAAGCAAGCGUUUUCAAAAACAAAAAAAAUAUAUAUACAAAUAUAUAAAUAAAAAAACACACACACACGCAUACACAUACAAAAUAGUAAAUAUGUACAUACAUACAUACAUACAUACAGACUUGCAUAAAUACAUAUAAAACAACUUCUUAAGCCCUCUUACAUUUAUUUCUACCGCAAAUAUAACGGCUAAUUUACUACAUUUGGUUUUGAAUUUGUUUUAAAUACGUUGAAACUUGUGUAACACAUAUUUUUAUUAUUUUCACAGAGCUACGGUAACAAAUAUCAAGUAUAAAGUUUUAAAAUUUUUUUUUAUUAGGGUGUGCAUUUUUAACAAAAUUUUUUAUAACCUAAAAAACAUAAAAUGUGUGAUUCUCUUACAAAUUAUUAAUAUUUUAAAUUAAAUUAUCAAACAUACACUUUUUCAAAAGUGCAUAUUGUCAAUAUGCUCGCUUUUUAGGAUGUAAUUUUUUUUUUAAUUUUUUUCAUAACCUAAAAAACAUAUCAGAAACAUAAUAUCUGUAAUUUCGUUACAAAUUAUUAAUAUUUUAAAUUAAAUUACCAGGAAUAAAAUUUUCGAAAAUUCGUAUUUUCAAUGUGGUUGCUCAUUAGGGUGUGCAUUUCUUUCUUACAAUUAUUUUGUAACCUAAAAAACAUGUUAGACAUAUAAUAGUAUGUUUAAUUUCGUUACAAAUUAUUAAUAUUUUAAAUUAAAAAUACAUAUAAUAAAGUUUAAGAAAUUAAAGAAAAAAAGCUGUGCUAAAAUUCACCGAUAAAAUCAUUGGAAAGGAAAAUUAAGUCAUUGAUUGAUCGGAAAGUUAAGUUCUAUUACAUUUAUAUAAUAUCACUAUAAUCCUGAUUAUUACUGUUAUUAUAAAAUUUGUUGAUUUAUCAAGCUGCCCUCACUGUACUACAUACAUACGUCUAACCAUUUCCCAAGUCAAUUACGUGAAUUUGUCAAUUAAUCGUACAUCAAUUAAUUACUCGCGUUUAUCUUUGAAAUUUUAAAUAUGCAACGAAUUAAAAUCUUAAACCAUUUCAUUAAAAUUUGUUGAUUUUUGCAGCAAUAUUUUUUCCAUUCAAUAGGAUUUCAUUUAAAAAUCGUUAUGAUUACGUAAAUAUCCGUCCCAGAGAGAAGAAUGGACUAAUUAUUGCAGAGUAAAAGUGAUUCCUUUAUAAUUUUUGCUACAAUUCCUACAAUAACACGAGGGUAGUUUGAUAAAUAUUUGAUUAUUUACAUGCACUUUUUGCGGUAAAAAAAAUCGUAUAACAGUGCACAUUAUUAUAUUUUAAAAUUUUUUUAAAACAAAUUAUUUGUUAAAUAGUAAAGAAACAGGUUUGUAAAUAAAAACCAACGCGCAGAGGCAAAACAAGCGCAUAUCACGGGGAUUUAUGUUAAUACUUUCCAUUUAUGAACAUUCAUAAAACUCACUUUUCACUUUCAACACAAUUUACGACGUAAUUUCUUUCAAUUGUAUUAUGUUUAUUACUAUUUUUUUAAUUACACUUAGUAAAGCAGUCACUGACCUAUUGCAUCUAUUUUUGUAAGAUUAAAAACAAUUUUUUUACCAGACCUGUAACACCAUGUCGCGUCAACAUGAUAAAGGCACCAAACACAUAAUUUAUCAAUAAAAAAUUUUUACUAAAAAUAUAGUUUUUAAAUAUUUCCACGAAACCCUACAACCCUGAGGAGCUAUGAUUUGUAGACGUUAAUAAAUAUUUGUAAUUUCACCACACAAUGUAUUUUUAAAAAUAUUUUAUCUACACACUUUUGUUCUAAAACACAACUAAAAAGCUUUACUGUCCAUGUAACUAAUUGAUUUAUCAAAAAUUAUCGCAAUAAUAUUUAACAAAAAACGCAAACAAUAUGUGCAAAACAAUCUAGUAGCAAAAAUGCGUAUUUAUUGAUUGUAUACACCGAAUGAAGCAAACAAAUAAAUACAGAUAAAUGAAUUGAUGCCUAUAAA
Molecule: messenger RNA, 8454 nt
Organism: Bactrocera dorsalis (oriental fruit fly)
Lineage: Eukaryota; Metazoa; Arthropoda; Insecta; Diptera; Tephritidae
Exons: 19
Coding region: 588-4895 (1435 amino acids)
Molecular function (GO): calcium ion binding
Source: RefSeq, a predicted model, not a curated record